This is a messenger RNA of Eimeria necatrix, 525 nucleotides long. RefSeq names its product Ras family domain-containing protein, putative. Gene Ontology annotation, cellular component: endosome. Lineage: Eukaryota; Apicomplexa; Conoidasida; Eucoccidiorida; Eimeriidae. The coding region runs from base 1 to 525 and encodes 174 amino acids. Gene Ontology annotation, molecular function: GTP binding; GTPase activity. The record is from RefSeq and is a predicted model, not a curated record. The transcript is spliced from 5 exons.
AUGGCGGGCAAAGACGACUACUACGACUACCUCUACAAGAUUGUUCUCAUUGGAGACAGUGGCGUGGGGAAGUCCAACAUGCUCUCUCGGUUUACCCGCGAUGAGUUCAACCUGGAGAGCAAGUCGACCAUUGGAGUGGAGUUUGCGACGAAGAGUGUUUAUUUAGACGAAGGCAAAGUCAUAAAGGCCCAGAUCUGGGACACCGCUGGGCAGGAGCGGUACCGGGCCAUAACUUCUGCGUACUACCGAGGGGCUGUGGGUGCGCUUUUGGUGUACGACAUAUCCAAGCGGCAGUCCUUCGACAACGUGGAGCGGUGGCUGAAGGAGCUGCGGGACCACGCAGACCCUAAUAUAGUGGUUUUGUUGGUGGGAAAUAAAACAGACUUAAAACACUUAAGAACAGUUUCUCCAGAAGAAGCCACGAGGUUUGCAAACAAGGAGGGUUUGGCGUUUAUAGAAACGAGUGCUUUGGACGCCACCAACGUCGAACAGGCCUUUCACCAGAUACUCGCAGGUAGGGUUUAG